This is a messenger RNA of Symbiodinium pilosum, 402 nucleotides long. The record is from the annotation of a GenBank genome assembly. NCBI's taxonomy places the organism in Eukaryota, Dinophyceae, Suessiales, Symbiodiniaceae.
AUGCUGGACGCUCAAGGAUACCUCAAACUCAUCGACUUCGGCAUCGCGAAGAAGCUAGAGGAGGGAAAGAGCCGAACUUUCACUAUGAUCGGGACUCCUCAUUACAUGGCCCCCGAGAUUAUGCGAGGACACGGCUAUGGCACUGAGGUAGACCUUUGGUCACUUGGUGUUAUCCUUUUCGAGUUCGUUUGCGGCUACCUGCCGUUUGCUGACGAGCUCGACGACCCCACAGAGGUCUGCACUGCCGUGCUGAAGGAUCCUCUCGACUUCCCUGGUCGCUUCAAGGAUGCGCAGUGCAAGACGGUGAUACAGGGCAUGCUCAACCGGCAGCCGAAGAAGCGGCUGGGAGCAGGCGAGGAAGGGCCUUUGAAGUCCUCGACUCCUGCAUAUAUGCACAUGUGA